Zingiber officinale is the source of this 3489-nucleotide messenger RNA. RefSeq names its product myosin-9-like. Gene Ontology annotation, molecular function: microfilament motor activity; actin filament binding; ATP binding. NCBI's taxonomy places the organism in Eukaryota, Viridiplantae, Streptophyta, Magnoliopsida, Zingiberales, Zingiberaceae. Gene Ontology annotation, cellular component: myosin complex; vesicle; actin cytoskeleton. The coding region runs from base 60 to 3119 and encodes 1019 amino acids. The record is from RefSeq and is a predicted model, not a curated record. Gene Ontology annotation, biological process: vesicle transport along actin filament; actin filament organization. The transcript is spliced from 26 exons.
UGCUAUUCCUUUUUUUACAGAAACCUGGAGGUGUGAUUGCACUUCUUGAUGAAGCAUGCAUGUUUCCUAAAUCAACACAUGAAACCUUUGCACAAAAACUUUAUCAGACAUUUAAAACGCACAAACGCUUCAUCAAGCCCAAGCUUUCACGCACUGAUUUUGCAAUUAAUCAUUAUGCCGGAGAGGUUGUGUAUCAAUCUGAUCUUUUUCUGGACAAAAACAAGGAUUAUGUUGUGGCAGAACACCAAGAUUUGUUGGGUGCUUCAAAAUGCUCAUUUGUUUCAGGCCUUUUUCCUCCUCUGCCUGAGGAAACAAGCAAGUCUUCUAAAUUUUCAUCAAUCGGUGCUCGCUUUAAGCUACAACUGCAGGCUUUGAUGGAUACAUUAAAUUCCACAGAACCCCAUUAUAUCAGAUGUGUGAAGCCAAAUAACCUUCUAAAACCUGCCAUAUUUGAGAAUUCCAAUGUCAUGCAACAAUUACGCUGUGGUGGUGUUCUUGAGGCUAUAAGAAUCAGCUGUGCUGGAUUUCCUACGCGUCGUAUUUUCUAUGAAUUUUUACAUCGUUUUGGUGUUUUUGCUCCAGAAGCUUUUGUUGGGAACGAUGAAAAGACAGCUUGCAGGAAGAUUCUGGAAAGUAAAGGCUUGAAAGGAUUUCAGAUAGGUAAAACAAAAGUUUUCCUUAGAGCCGGUCAGAUGGCAGAGUUAGAUGCUCUACGAGCUGAAGUUCUUAACAGAGCAGCAAAGACUAUUCAAAAUCAAAUACGAACACAUAUUUUGCAGAAGCAAUUUAUUGCUUUACGGAAGGCUGCCAUUCAUGUGCAAUCAUUGUGGAGAAGAAGAUUGGCUUGUAAGUUGUAUGAUAACAUGAGAAGGGAGAAUGCUGCAAUUAUAGUUCAGAAAAAUUGGCAGCGACAUAACUCUAAGAAGGCUUACAAAAAACUGCAAUAUUCAGUUCUUGUCCUACAAAGUGGUUUUAGAUUUUUGGCUGCUCGGAAUGAGUUUAGAUUUAGGAGACAAACAAAGGCAGCAAUUUUUAUUCAGGCUAAAUGGCGUUGUUAUAGAGCUCAUUCAUACCACAAGAAACUAAAGAGAGCAGCAAUUGUUACCCAGUGUCGAUGGAGGGGAAGGGUUGCAAGGAUAGAGCUUAGGAAGCUAAAAAUGGCUGCACGAGAAACAGGUGCCCUCAAGGAAGCAAAGGAUAAACUCGAAAAGGCAGUAGAAGAUCUUACAUGGCGUUUGCAGUUGGAAAAGCGUUUGCGGACAGACUUAGAGGAAGCUAAAGGACAAGAAAUUGCAAAAUUACAGAACUCUUUGCAAGAACUGCAAAGUAAAGUAGAUGAGACAACUGCAAUGCUUGUCAAGGAACGAGAGGCAGCUAGGAAGACUAUUGAGGAAGCACCUCCUGUUGUCAAGGAAACUACUGUUCUUGUGCAAGAUACUGAGAAGAUUGACUCCUUGACAGCUGAGGUGGAGAAUUUGAAGGCUUCACUACAGUUUGAAAAACAAAGAGCUGAUGAUGUUGAAAGCAAAUACACUGAAGAACGACAAGCAAACGAAGAAAAAACGAAGAAGUCACUUGAAGAUGGAGGACAAAUACUUCAACUGAAGGAAACCGUGCAUAGGCUUGAAGAGAAGCUAGCAAACGUGGACUCAGAAAAUAAGGUAUUUCGUCAGCAGGCUUUAUCCAUGGCACCCAAUAAAUUGUUAUCUGGACGCACAAAAUCAAUACUUCAGAGGAGUUCUGAAAAUGGUCAUUCUAUCAAUGGCGAAACUAGAAGUCUCACAGAUUCCCUUAGUUCAUCAUUUAACAUGAGGGAGAGUUCUGAAAUAGAGGAUAAACCACAAAGAAAUCUCAAUGAAAAACAACAGGAAAACCAAGAAUUGAUGAUUAGGUGUAUUGCACAAGACUUGGGAUUUUCAGGAAAAAGACCUGUUGCUGCUUGUAUUACUUAUAAAUGUCUUCUGCAAUGGCGAUCAUUUGAAGUGGAGCGCACAAGUGUUUUUGAUCGUAUUAUUCAGACAAUUGGUCAUGCCAUCGAGACUCAGGAUAAUAAUCAGAUAUUGGCUUAUUGGCUUUCCAAUUCUUCAACGUUAUUGUUGCUGCUCCAACGCACAUUGAAAGCAAGUGGUGCAGCAGGCAUGGCACCCCAACGUCGCCGCUCAUCAUCGGCUACUCUUUUUGGGAGGAUGACUCAAAGUUUUAGAGGUACACCACAAGGUGUGAACCUUGCGUUAAUUAAUGGGAGUUUGACAAGUGGAGUAGAUAAAUUACGCCAAGUUGAAGCAAAGUAUCCUGCUCUAUUAUUCAAGCAACAGCUCACUGCAUAUGUGGAGAAAAUAUAUGGAAUGAUCCGGGAUAAUUUGAAGAAAGAGAUAUCUCCAUUGGUUGGUUCAUGCAUUCAGGCCCCACGAACAUCAAGAGCUAGUCUCGUCAAAGGGUCUUCUCGUUCACCUGGAACUACUGCCGCACAACAAAUUUUGAUUGCUCACUGGCAAGGGAUUGUUAAGAGUCUUGACAGUUUCUUGACCACGUUGCAAGCAAAUCACGUGCCUCCGUUCUUAGUUCGGAAGGUCUUUACACAGAUAUUCUCCUUUAUAAAUGUACAAUUAUUUAACAGUCUUCUUUUAAGGAGAGAAUGCUGCUCAUUUAGUAAUGGUGAGUUUGUUAAAGCAGGAUUAGCUGAACUGGAACAUUGGUGCUACAAAGCAACUGAUGAGUAUGCAGGUUCGUCGUGGGAUGAACUAAAGCAUAUAAGACAGGCUAUUGGGUUCCUGGUCAUCCAUCAAAAGCCAAAGAAGACCUUGGAUGAAAUUAGCCAUGACCUUUGUCCUGUACUCAGUGUGCAACAAUUAUAUCGGAUAAGUACAAUGUACUGGGAUGAUAAAUAUGGAACGCAUAGUGUGUCUCCUGAGGUUAUAUCCGACAUGAGGGUGCUGAUGAUUGAAGAUUCAAACAAUCCUGUAAGCACCUCGUUCUUAUUAGAUGAUGACUCAAGCAUACCAUUUUCAGUUGAUGAUAUAUCAAAGUCAAUGGAACCGAUUGACAUUGCUGACAUAGAGCCACCCCCACUUGUUCAGGAGAACUCAGGUUUCAUGUUCUUGUUGCCUCGUGUUGACUAAGAACCAAAGCUAUUUCCCUGUAUUCAUCAUCUUCGAUUUGUGGGAUAUUUGAAUCUCUGAGGUGCUAACGACCAACCACUUCAAUAUACUUCAAACUUGCAAGAUUAGCAUUAUUCGCACUCAUGAUGCAGUCUUGCCAGCUACACUAAAGAACACCAGUACCUGAGUCUCUCUUUGUUUGUUUCAAGGGGGCAUUUUGUUAGGGUAUUUUGGUUGUAUGUAUAUUAGUUUUUGUAUCUUAGUUUCUCCAAAGAUUCAUGCAUGUAUUCAGCUGAACAAUUAAUUGUUUCUUCUAUAUGAUCAACGUUAUAAAGAUUUAGACACCCAAGCUGGUUAAGAUUCUUGGGGAAAAAAUUGUUCGUGUUUCAGC